AUGUCUACUUCUGCAGGAACCUGGCAAGAUUCAACAGCAGACUCGAGCCGGCCUGCUUCCAACGUGACGCGGUUCAGCCGAGCCUUAAGCGCCAAUGCGAUUGUCGAGAGACAUGGUCAGAAAGAAGAAAUCCCCCAGAUUGUCUACUAUCAAAAGGGUGUAGGGACUGGCUUGGGAGAUAAAUACUGGGGUGGCGUAGCGGGAUUGGGACUAAGCGCCAACGUGCGCGCAGCAUACGGCUUCCUGGUCGACAACUACAACGAAGGUGACAAGAUCUACUUCUUUGGCUUCUCACGCGGGGCAUACACGGCACGCGCUGUCGCAGGUCUCGUCUGCCAAUGGGGUCUCCUAACGCGACGAGGAAUGGACAACUUCUCGACCGUGUACGACGAUUUCUACCAAAAGAAAGCAGACGAUUAUACGCCCGAACAGCGACGAUCACUCGGAUUCCGAGAUCCACUCCCCCGAUUUACGGUGGAGAUCAUCGGGGUUUGGGACACGGUCGCCUUCCACCAGACAUGGCUAGGGGGGUGGAUGGGUGAGAAGCUGGAGUUCCGGAAUACAAUUCUCUCCGAGAAUGUUCGGUAUGCGUUUCAUGCGUUGGCGCUCGAUGAGGAGCGAACGGCGUAUCAGCCGACGCUAUGGAACCUGCCGAGGAAGAGCGACGGACAGGAACUGUUGCAGGUUUGGUUCUCGGGGGUGCAUACGGAUGUUGGGGGUGGGGGGGAUGAUCCUCGACUAUCGAAUAUUACGCUGGCGUGGAUGAUCGCGCAGUGUAUGAAGGACGAGCAGUUGAGUUUUGAUAUUGAGGGAUAUUUGUUUAAUUUGCCCCCGUGUCCGAUGGUAAAUGAGAUUGAACCGUGGGGGACGAGGUUGGGUCAGACGGAGCAGUGGGGUUUCACACGGUCUCUGGAGGGCGUUCUGGGCGGUGUUUCGACACGGACACCUCUGGCUUAUAAGCCUAUCGACUCAGGGAUCACCAAUGAGACGAUUCAUAGGUCGAUUGAUGAUCGGAACUUGGCGGGAGCUGGUAAAUGGGCGUGUUCCGCGUUGAAGGCACGGAAGGACACUGAUAGUUGGUUUCUGACGGAUGGUAGAGUGAUUGUUGAAACGCCGUUAUUGAAGAUGGAAGAGUAUAUGAAAGGGCGGAUUCGGACUGUGCAUGUUGAUCGGCAGGAUUAG
Molecule: messenger RNA, 1182 nt
Organism: Aspergillus bombycis
Lineage: Eukaryota; Fungi; Ascomycota; Eurotiomycetes; Eurotiales; Aspergillaceae
Product: T6SS phospholipase effector Tle1-like catalytic domain-containing protein
Exons: 2
Coding region: 1-1182 (393 amino acids)
Source: RefSeq, a predicted model, not a curated record